Penicillium malachiteum is the source of this 1524-nucleotide messenger RNA. RefSeq names its product flavin-containing monooxygenase. The record is from RefSeq and is a predicted model, not a curated record. Gene Ontology annotation, molecular function: oxidoreductase activity. The transcript is spliced from 3 exons. NCBI's taxonomy places the organism in Eukaryota, Fungi, Ascomycota, Eurotiomycetes, Eurotiales, Aspergillaceae. Bases 1 to 1524 code for a protein of 507 amino acids.
AUGACUCGUGACGACUCCCACAUUGUGGUCGAUGCCAUUGUCAUUGGCUGCGGCUUUGGUGGAUGCAACUCGCUUUACAAGCUUCGAAAUCUCGGCCUAUCUGUGAGAUUGAUAGAGGCCGGCAAUGCCUUCGGUGGCGUAUGGCACUGGAAUUGUUACCCAGGAGCCCGUGUAGACACUGAAAUGCCAUCAUACCAGUUCAACAUUCCUGCAGUCUACAAAGGAUGGAACUGGUCUGAGCGAUUCCCCGGCGACGACGAACUCCGACGCUACUUCCAGCAUGUUGACUUGGUACUUGGUAUAAGUCAAGACACAUUCUUCAAUACUAUUGUCACAGGCGUACAAUACAAUGUGACGGGUCGUUGGAAUAUCUCUACAAAUACUGGCCUUACAGCAUCCUGCAAAUAUGUCAUCGCAGCAACUGGAUCAUCUCAAUUAGUCCAUUCUGCAGACUAUCCAAAGCAGCUUGACGUCAAGGGAAAGCAUGUUGGCAUCAUUGGAAAUGGAGCUUCCGGUCUUCAAAUUGUGCAGAAUCUCGCAAAAGAGGAUUGCAAAUUGAAUGUGUUCAUCCGAACUCCCUGCUUUGCCAUCCCCAUGAAGCAACGCUCAAUCCCACCAGAGGAAGCCGAGAUGAUGAAAGGGCACUACGAUGGUAUCUUUGAGCGAUCCUACAACUCUGCCUCGGGCUUCCCUCACAAUACGCUCUUCCAGUCAGCGCUGCAGGCCACUCCCGCGGAGAGAAAAGAGCUAUUUGAUGAACUUUGGGCCCGAGGUGGAUAUAGCUUCUUGGUAUCGAACUACUACGACUUUCUCCUCAAUGAAAAGGCAAACUCUAUUUUUUACGACUACUGGGUAAAGCAGAUCCGAGCCCGUAUGACAGACCCCGCGAAAAUGGACCUUGUUGCGCCGCUAAAGCAACACAUGAUUGACCGAGCCAAUGUUACUCUACAUGAUCUGAAAAAUUCACCCAUCGUUGAAUUUGACGCCACUGGUGUGACUAUUGGAAAUGCACAAGUGUCCCAACACCUCGAACUCGACGUGUUGAUUUUUGCCACUGGUUAUGAUGCUGUCACGGGCAGUUUGUUGGACCUUUCAAUCAUGGACAAUAAUCAGGUACCCAUGUCAGAGAGGUGGAAGAAUGGAGUCUCAACCCAUCUUGGGUUGAUGGUUCCUGAUGCUCCUAAUCUCUUUAUGGUCUAUGGUCCACAGGCACCUACCUCUCUCGCCAACGAUCCACCUUUUAUCGAGAUGGAAGUUGACUGGAUCUGCAAGGUCAUCUCAAAACUGCAACAGGAAGGUGUUGCAGCUAUUGAGCCCACGCAAAGCGCAGCGGCGGCUUGGCGAGAGCAAGUUGUGGCUGUGAGCCGGAACACUCUAUAUCCGAGAACCGAUUCUUGGUAUAUGGGUGCGAAUAUUCCAGGGAAACGACGAGAGCCACUUAUUUAUUUGGGUGGUAUGCACAGCUGGUGGAAGGCAUGUAUGAAUUCUCUAGAGAAUUGGGAAGGCUUCGCAACAUCCGUUUGA